AUGCUCUUAGUAGGAGAUGAAUGGGUCAUUGCACCUAUCGCAAGCCAGUGCUCUGGGCUUGCCAAGACCAACCUGACGCACGAUGUUCGCAGAGUGGUCCUCAAGCGUGACAACAAUAAAAAAUAUGGCCUGCGAAUGAGAGCUGUUAAUAAAGGUGUUUUUGUACAACUUGUGACAAAAGAUUCUCCGUCAGCAGCAGCGGGCAUUCGAUUUGGCGAUCAGGUUCUAAGUCUCAAUGGUACUGAGAUGCUCGGCAUGACCGGACAAAAAGCAAUGGAAUUGAUGAAGAAGACAAAACGGGAACUAGUCCUCAUAGUCAGAGACAGGUUCACAUUCAACCGCUGUUUUCAUUAUUUCUAUGACUGCCUAACCGCUUUUGUG
Gongylonema pulchrum is the source of this 381-nucleotide messenger RNA. The record is from the annotation of a GenBank genome assembly. NCBI's taxonomy places the organism in Eukaryota, Metazoa, Nematoda, Chromadorea, Rhabditida, Gongylonematidae.